UUUCGGUUAAGGAGUAUAAAAAAUACUAAACAUAAAUACGUGAUAUCUCGAAAAUGAGCUUCCUUUAUGUAAACUUGCUCUUCCAAGUGUUGGCGAUUUCGGCUUUUCGCUGCGGAAACGCCCAGGAAGUAGCAUCAGCCAAUUCAAGCGGUACUCUAUUUACGUUUCACGAUAUGAACCAAUGUAAAAGUAAUGAAUACUAUGAUUUGGAUACAUUUUCAUGUGUUGCUUGUGGCGAGGAGGAGGAAAACCUACAGUCCACGACGAAUAAAUUUUUCUGCGAGUGUGCACCCAACUAUAUCACAGUGGCUCUGUACGACACACAUGGAAAAAAUCCAAUAUGCGCAAAAAAGUGCUACAAUGCUUCAUCAAUCGACAAUGGCUGCUCAGUGGUAAUUGCCAAUGCAAGUAAAACUUCCUGCGAAUUCAAGUUAAUUAACUUUACUCAACUUACCAAUGACUACAUAACGCGAUCUGCUGCAGCAACGAGGCCAAUACGCAUCACCCCCGCAGGCUUCCAUUCCAAUGAUAUUUGUAACAUUUGCAAUUUGGAAUACAACUUCCGCUAUAUGGACUAUUGCAUCGGCAAUGCGCUGCUCAAGCCUUAUUUGAAGUACAACUCGUUUUGGCAAUCGAUCAGCGCCAGCACCGGUGCCGUUCACUUUGGCAACCUAAAGUUCGUGGCUUUCUUCUGUUUGGCAUUGCGUAACUACACUGCUUGCAACCAGCUGGCAAAUCUUUGUGUAAUGUCUCACUACUCAACCGAUAAGAACUCACCCUGCAGCGCCUUUCUGCUAACUCAGGUUUCAGAUGUGGUAAUCAAAUAUGCCAGCAUGGAUGAACACCUCCAGGCCACAAAGCCCUCGUUGUACUACAAGAAGGGCAAAAAUACUGCCAAAAUGCUUAGGGAGGCUUUGGCCAUUAAUGAUGGUGACAGAGCAUUCAACCGUUUGCAACUGUUCAGCACCGUUUAUGCGUUGGAUGGCACCUUGCGUCGUUGGGGUGCAUUUAAAAUGAGCCAUGUCAAUUUAUGCCAAAUGCAUGCAAUAAGUGAUGCGACAGACUGGAAUCCACAGCAGGAUAUACAAUUUGCAUAUUCUGCACAACCAAUCCAUUGCAGAUUGACGGUGGAUAACCUGAUUGAUUUAGCUCAGAUAUACGCGAAUGAAAAUUUCUUUAGCAUAUUUUUGAAUAUUUCUAUGCCAUCGGCACAGGAAGCGAAGAGAACGAAGUUACAAAUUUUACCUAUUCUCAUUGAAGAUAUAUCAGCAGAAAAUUUGCGUCCACAUCCAGAAGAAUGGCAACUGGUGAAGCGUUUCCAGUUGAUCGAAGCACAGCCUCGACAUACCCACAGCAAUGCACAGCAAGCGAAAUAUGAAGAUGAAUUUAAGCUCUCACUCUACCGCAGCAUACGAUAUGUGGAAUAUUUUGAAAUACAUUAUGAAAUUCAUGACAACAAUCAGAUUGGAAUGCCGCUUGUGAAGCUGCGCUAUCGCCACCUUGACAUGAGCGCCAAUGCGUCACUCCAUGCAGUGCAUCCAUUUAAAUUGCAAAUAAGUUUUGCGCGAGUUGGAGAGGCUGCACAAAGGAGGCUUAUAUUCGAGACAUUGCUACCCGCCUUGUUGUUGAUUGCAUUAGCGGCGGGCAUUCUGCAAAUGUAUAACUUUAGAAAACGCAAUGCCGCCGUAUCGACAGCAACAACAUCUGAAUUUUGUGCUCCAUCCUCGUGCUUGCUCGAAUUCCUGGUACACUUCAUCUCUUACGCUGCAAAUGCGAUUAUUUUGUGGUUCCUCCUCUACAUGUUCGCCUAUCCCAUGCAUUUUCUCGCCCAACACACCGUCGAGAUCACAUUGCCUAUCAUGAAAGACGAUCAACGCUCAUUGGAAAUUCUAAUUUAUGUGGCUUUCCUAUUGAAGCUUACGUUUGUUUGCGUGCAUUUUUGGCGCAUCAGUCAUUUUGAUAUUUUUCUCAUUGAUUGGGAACGCCCGCGUACUUGUGAGAAUAAUCAUUUCACAUUGAAGAAUAAUCUGGAAACGUCUUCUGUAUGCUCUAGUGUGCGGACUUUCGCCUCCGAGAAUGUCUCUGCUUGGCGCAUAAUCUUCGUAGCAAAUGAAUGGAUCCGUUUGAGCGUAAAGCAGAAGCACUCCGUGGUGUGGCAAGGACUCUUGGUGCUACCUUUGGCGCAGACUUUCAUCACUGUGACUGACAUUAGCAAAGAUCUCGCUCUCCAACUAUUUGUCAUUAUAACGGUCAGCACUGUUGUUUACAUCACUCAAAUAAUAUUCCGUAAUUUUGUUUUGAACCGCAUUUUUGGCGAUCCACUGCAAAAAUUCAUUGAUCUCUGCUCGUUGUCUAAUAUAUCCGUAUUCAUGUUGCUGGAGCAGAGCUUUGGUUUCUACAUACAUGGACGAUCCCCAAACGGCUUUGCGGAUACAGAUAUGUAUUCAAUGUUGGUGCAAAUACAACGCGACACACAGCAUCGAUGCAGCCGCAAAGGCCUUCUGGGUGAUUCGGACCAGCAGAGUUACAUCAUUUUGCCUCCUCUAAACCUGCGAAUUUACUUCGAAAAGUUGAUGGCGCCUUUCCACCGCUCGUAUAGCAUAUCCCAAGCACAUUUCCAAAACGAAAUCAAAACCAUCGAUGCUGUUGCGGAGCGCAGCUCAGCGGCCUACAGUAGUCUGAAUCGAUUUCUAUGCGCUUUUAUAGACCACGCUAUCAAGGAUAUGGAUUAUAUUAUAAAAGAGAAAACCUUUAUUGAAAAAAGGUUAAACUGUGAAUGUGAUUAUUAUUUGACUGAAAGUAAAGGAACAUUCUAUAUUGAUGAUGCAAAAUCCUUUGACCAACUGCUUUUGUAUGGCAACAGUUUAAAUAGCUUCGUGAUGGAACUGGCGUUGCUGUUAGCCUUUUACAUGCUAACCCUUAACUUGAUUGCAGCAACUGUAGUCGUUUAUUUGCUUAAUAAGCUACUGCAGCAUAUCUUCCAAAAAUGGGUGCACAAAAAUGUAACAACGAAGACUUCCAUUAACCAACGGUUUCUUAUGUGAAUUAUCAAACACA
This is a messenger RNA of Anastrepha obliqua, 3057 nucleotides long. Its product is annotated as meckelin. The record is from RefSeq and is a predicted model, not a curated record. Lineage: Eukaryota; Metazoa; Arthropoda; Insecta; Diptera; Tephritidae. Bases 54 to 3044 code for a protein of 996 amino acids. Gene Ontology annotation, biological process: cilium assembly. The transcript has 10 exons. Gene Ontology annotation, cellular component: MKS complex; ciliary transition zone.